AUGAGCGUGGCGGGGGUCGCGGGCGGGCCUCGGCCUUCCAACGCCCCGGUCCUGAGCUCCCGGUCUUCGGCCCGUCCUCGCCAGCGCCCCCCCGCGGCCCCCACGGGUGUUGUCACGGGGCAGCACGGCUGGCAGCCUGGCACCAGCAGCGAGGCACGGAAGCGGGUCGUGGACCUGGAGAAGAGCCUGCAGUUCCUGCAGCAGCAGCAUUCGGAGACGCUGGUCAAGCUCCACGAAGAGAUCGAACACCUGAAGCGGGAGAACAAGGAUCUCCAUUACAAGCUAAUAAUGAAUCUGAAGCCAUCGAAGAAAGGCAGCCUCUCCAGCUCCAGCAUCCAUUCCGUCAAGUCCUUUUCAAACUCCACAGUAUCAGUCAACGCUCAAGGCAAGGCCAGGCUCCAGCCCAGCUCCACCAAGAAGCAAGACUUGAAAAGUGACGCUUGCCAGAAGAUGGACCAAGAUGAGGAGUCCCUGAUUGCUACCCUACUUCAUAAGCUGGACAAAGCCUCUGGGGUCCAGGGGCAGGCCAAAGAGGAGGAAGCAGAGGCCUUGAAACCAGGGGCCACCUCCGGGCUUGGCAACCUGCACAAGGGCAAGCCCCCACAGCUGAGCCUGCCCUCGCAGAUGCGCAAGCCCACCACGCUGCACCAGUGCGAGGUGGUCAUCCGCCAGCUAUGGAACACCAACCUCCUGCAGGCCCAAGAGCUGCAGCACCUCAAGUCCCUCCUGGAAGGGAACCAGAAGCUCAAAGCUGCCUCUGAGGAGGCUGGGCUGAGUCCUCCCAAGGACCAGGAGGCCCUUCAUCCAGGGACCAUGCAGUUCCCCAAGGUCCACACCAAGGGCAUUGCUAAGAAAUGCUUGAUCCUGAGCCCCACGCCCAUGGCGGAACGUGCCAUCCUGCCUGCACUGCGGCAGACCCUCAAAAGUAACUUUGCGGAGCGGCAGAAAAGGUUGCAGGUGGUGCAGAGCCGGCGGCUCCACCGCUCGGUGCUCUAGGUGCCGCCCAGUCCCACCUCACCGCUGCUCCGCAGCCAAGCCCCCCACAUGCAGGCGGACGCUCACCCUCGGCAUUCCUAAAGGAUCUGAAGACCCAUCAGUGGGCCCGAGUCUAGAUA
This is a messenger RNA of Sorex fumeus (smoky shrew), 1115 nucleotides long. RefSeq names its product coiled-coil domain containing 74B (gene CCDC74B). Bases 1 to 996 code for a protein of 331 amino acids. NCBI's taxonomy places the organism in Eukaryota, Metazoa, Chordata, Mammalia, Eulipotyphla, Soricidae. The record is from RefSeq and is a predicted model, not a curated record. The transcript has 8 exons.